AAUUUCUAAUAAAAUUGUUCGGUGGAAUUCGAUUAGCGUCGGAAAUACCUAUUUCUCGUGACCAAAUAAACAGUGCAGCCAAAUAUUUGUUCAUAUGUUAUUCGUUGAUAAUUUUUCCAUUGCUUUCAAUUCUUAACUAGGUCAGUUACAGAACAGGUAAAAUUCAGAUAUCAAAUUUGAAUCGAAACAUUAAGCAGAGAAACAUUAUGAGAGUAACAAUUCAAACUAUUUACCUCGUCGCUUUGUUUACUUGGGGUGGUUGCCUCUUAAAUUAUCCGGUUAUCGAUUAUAAAGUCGAGAAAUUACCAUCCCCACGAUCAACCGUUGGUGAAGUACCGCAUUGGAAUCCAAAAACUCGUAGUUUAUAUUAUAUCAACAUUCACGACUACAAUUCAUCACUCCACCGUUACGAUUACAUUGAGAAUCGAGUCUAUACUGCCACCAUUGACGGUGCCCGAACGCUGCUAUUCCUUUUACCGAUCAAAUGUACGACAGAUCAAUUUUUAAUUGGCAUUGAUCGAACUGCUGUAAUUGCUCAAUGGGAUGGACGAUCUCCGACAGUUACGAUCAAUCAAGCACUAUUUGAAUUGGAUUGUGGAACAUCGAACGUUAUCAACGACAUCAAAACAGACCAACUUGGCAGAUUCUAUGGUGGAACCAAAUGCGUUGAAUCGUGCGAUACAAAUCAGCGAGCAACUGGCGCUUUUUAUGGCUACGAAAAAGGGAAAUGUCUGAGAAAGUUUUUUGAAAAUGUGUUCAUUUCGAACGGAUUGACUUGGGUACGCCAUACAAAGAAAUUUUAUUACGUUGACUCGUGCACUUAUGAUAUCAAAGAGUUUGAUUACAACCCUUGGACAGGCGACAUAUCAAAUGAGCACCAACUCAUUUCGCUUGUACAAAAUGGGGUGAAACCUAAUUACGUUUUGGAUGGAAUGACCAAUGACCGGAAUGGAAAUCUAUACGUUGCUACUUUCGGUGGCAGUAAAAUCAUUAAAAUCAAUCCUAGAACGAGGCAGAUUCUAAUGGAAAUCGUGCUGCCAGCUACACAGAUCACAUCAGUUGCAUUCGGCGGACCAAAUUUAGACAUUUUAUACGUUACCACAGCAAAUAAAGACGGAAAACAACCGGAAGGAUCUGGAUAUUUAUACAAAGUCACUGGACUGCAGGCUAGGGGAUAUGCGGGCGUUGACCUGAAUCUGUACGAUUCAUGUCUGUGGAGGACAAUGCGAAAUAACGAACAUUGUAAUCCGUUCUGUAGCAAAUAGAAGAUUAAAAA
Messenger RNA from Bradysia coprophila, 1276 nucleotides. RefSeq names its product regucalcin-like. Lineage: Eukaryota; Metazoa; Arthropoda; Insecta; Diptera; Sciaridae. Gene Ontology annotation, biological process: L-ascorbic acid biosynthetic process. Gene Ontology annotation, molecular function: calcium ion binding; gluconolactonase activity. The record is from RefSeq and is a predicted model, not a curated record.